UUUAGCUUUGUAUUUGUUGCGAUGGUGGUUUUAGAUUUAGAGUUUGAAAAAUUUCUGGGACAAGGUGCAUUCGGUUCGGUGAGUCUCUUUAAGCACGAAAGACAACGCGACGGCAAAAUUCUCCACGCCGCCGUGAAAACUUCCGCCGAUCAACACGCCAAAGCUCUCUGCCAAGAGUUUCAGAUCCUUUCAAAAUUCAAAGGAUAUUCGAGAAUCGUCCAAUGUUACGGGAACGGAGUGCAAGCUAAAGUCAACCACAAGGAGGGUUACGUGGAAUACAAGAUUCUCAUGGAGUACGCGGCUGAAGGAAGCUUGAGCACUUUCAUGGACCGUUUCGAAUACGGGAAAUUGCCUGAGCCGAUGAUCAGAGAGUUUACACGUAUGCUUCUCGAGGGUUUAGCCACGAUUCACGGACACGGCUAUGUUCACUGCGAUCUCAAACCCGAAAACAUCCUUGUUUUCCCUAGCCGUGUCUACGACUACAAGAAGGGUGCGUGGAGAACGUCUUACGAAUUGAAGAUUUCUGAUUUCGGGUUGUCGAAGAAAGAGGGAGACACUAAGUGGUGGCAUCCUGAUCAACCGUUUGCGGGAACACCGAUCUACAUGUCCCCUGAGUCGAUCUCUCACGGAGAGAUAGGGAAAGGACUUGACCUAUGGUCGUUGGGAUGUGUUGUGUUGGAGAUGUACACUGGAAAGAGACCAUGGUGGCAUACAAACGAUUACUUGGAGGAUCUCAUGAAUUGCUACGAGCCACUGUUUCCGAGUAAUCUUCCUUGCGAUGCAAAACACUUUCUCAUGACCUGUUUUGCGUCAGAACCAGAUGAGAGAAAAGACGCGUUGACAUUGUUGAGCCAUAGCUUCGUACCUAGAGAUGUCAAUCCUAAGUUGGCAAAUCUGAAGACUGAGAAUCCCAAGGAUUUGUCCCUGGGACUGGAGAAAAUUAGACAGAUGCUUUACGAAAUUAAGAGUAUGUGUUAAUUUCAAGCGUUGAUGAGUUAAUCAGCCAGAGCCCUCGUCAACAUUGAUAUGAUUCAUUCACUUUUUUAUGUUUAAUUAGUAGAAUUGUGUAAAGAUUAUAUUUUUCUGUCUUAAUUAGUAGAGUUAUGUAAUA
Molecule: messenger RNA, 1111 nt
Organism: Camelina sativa (false flax)
Lineage: Eukaryota; Viridiplantae; Streptophyta; Magnoliopsida; Brassicales; Brassicaceae
Product: mitogen-activated protein kinase kinase kinase 20-like
Biological process (GO): signal transduction; protein phosphorylation
Molecular function (GO): ATP binding; protein kinase activity
Source: RefSeq, a predicted model, not a curated record